ACUGAUAAGAAAAAAAUCUCUUCAAAUACGCUUCAAAUCAAAUAUUUUUCUCAAAAUUGACCACGUGCGAUUAAUUUAUUUUAUUUUUUACUGCUUUACUUUAAUUUCAACUGUGAAGCGACCACCCGCUACCGUGGAUGUAAGUAGAUCUAGAUGUAUAAAAAUUUCUCAAUAAAUUUCGCAAAUAUUGUGUUAAAGUUGUGAGAUUGGCAGCGCCAGUCAUGGGUAAAUUGAACGUCACUCACUUGCGAUAUUUGACGAAGGAAGAUUUUCGUGUUCUUACUGCGGUUGAAAUGGGUAUGAAAAACCACGAACUUGUACCUACCAUGCUGAUCGCGUCGAUUGCUGCGCUUCAUCAUGGCGGUGUGCAUAAAAUCUUGCAGCAACUUAGUAAACAAGAACUGGUGGCUUACGAAAGGGGAAAGCAUUACGACGGAUAUCGCUUAACAAAUGCGGGAUACGAUUAUCUAGCGUUGAAUGCGUUAGUAUCGAAGGGCGCAGUGCAUUCUUUCGGUAAUCAGAUUGGAGUGGGCAAGGAAUCGAACGUUUAUACUGUUACGAAUCCCGAAGGCGAGGAGCUCUGUCUCAAAUUGCACAGAUUAGGACGUAUUUGUUUCCGAAACUUGAAGGAGAAACGAGACUAUCACGGACGACGUCAUAAAGCCGGAUGGUUGUAUUUAUCUCGAAUAUCGGCCGAAAAAGAGUUCGCUUACAUGAAAGCGUUGCAUAGUAGAAAUUUCCCCGUUCCCACUCCGAUAGCUUGCAAUCGGCAUUGCGUUGUUAUGAAUCUCAUCGGUGGCCAUCCUCUUAAUCGCAUUUACGAAGUUCCCGACAUCGAACAACUUUACGACUCGCUCAUGAAUUUGAUAGUGAAACUGGGUAAUUGCGGCGUGAUUCACGGAGAUUUUAACGAAUUCAACAUCAUGUUGACAGAAAACGACUGCGCUCCGGUAAUCAUCGAUUUUCCUCAGAUGGUAUCUAUUAGUCAUCUCAACGCUAAACAGUUGUUUGAAAGAGAUGUAAACUGUAUUCGAGAAUUUUUUAAAAGAAGAUUCAAUUACGAAAGCGAGUGUUUUCCGAAAUUCGACGAUAUAGAGAAAGAAGAUGACAUGGACAUCGAGAUCGGUGUCAGUGGUUUUUGCGGAAAUGAUUCUAAUCAAGAUGACACCAAGUCGGAAAGCGAAAAUGAAAAUAACGACGACGACGACGACGAUGACGCGCGUGAAAAUGUUUCAGUUGGUGCAGAAAUAACGACAAAGGCGGCGGCGGCCGACGACCUCGACCUCGACCUCGACGUGAAAAUCGAUGCUUUGGAAAUGGACGAAAAAGGCGCGGAAAAUGCAGUGCACGAAUCAGCGGACGAAAAGGAUUGUGGCGCGAGUAUCGCGGAUAGUUUUUCGGAUAUUCGUAGUUACGCAACUUCGACCGCUUCGACGAUAGCUCCGAAUGUAAUACACGCGAGAAUUAAAAAAUCCCUUCACAAGCGAGAAAAACUGGACGCCCGUCGUAAGUGCGUGGCGAAAGGCGAAGCGAGCGCCGUUGUUCGUAGACGAAAGGAGAAUCGUAACGUAAUUAAAGAAUGUACUAGCGCCGGAUCUCUGUGGGCCUAAUCGAUCCCGACGGUUAUCCGAGUAUUAGAGUACGCAUACCGCGUACGUAAUGUAAUGCUCGUACGAGUACGUUAAAAAUGAAAAUAGCCAACCCAAUAGAAUUUCGAAUAUCGCGGAUGUACGUUCUAAUAGGCGAUUAUUAACGCGUACGAAUGCGAAUCUGUCUACUAGCGUUGAUUCGGUAGCUCCGCUUCCCUUCUUCUUUUUGCGUUGCACGAAUACGUAUUUAUUUAUCAAUCAGAUAGCGGUACACGGCGGUAUUGUAUUCCCGAGUCGAGUCGAGUCGAGUCGUAAACAUUGCGAGUAUUCGCCGGUGCCUGGUACGUCGAGGAAUUAUGUAGAAGAAAGGCGAGGCGUGUAACGUUUUGCGAUCGUUGUAAUUUAUUGUCGCGGUAAUUCGUAGUGGUACGACCAUGUUUUGUUCGGUUAAAUUUUUGAAAAAUAGAAAUCGAUUUUCAAUACGAAA
Planococcus citri (citrus mealybug) is the source of this 2076-nucleotide messenger RNA. It is a transcript of the gene RIOK2, whose product is annotated as RIO kinase 2. Gene Ontology annotation, cellular component: preribosome, small subunit precursor; nucleus; cytosol. Gene Ontology annotation, molecular function: protein serine/threonine kinase activity; ATP binding. NCBI's taxonomy places the organism in Eukaryota, Metazoa, Arthropoda, Insecta, Hemiptera, Pseudococcidae. The record is from RefSeq and is a predicted model, not a curated record. The transcript is spliced from 7 exons. Gene Ontology annotation, biological process: maturation of SSU-rRNA; protein phosphorylation. The coding region runs from base 222 to 1610 and encodes 462 amino acids.